AUGGCGAAAGAAGAGCGUGCUACCCUUGUUCGACGCGCAAAAAUUCUUGGUGCUCCUGCCUCUCUUCGCUCUUCUAAAGAGUCACGAUAUGGUCGUCUGGCUAGACAUUUGGCUUUGCCUCCGACUGCCGGCAUGAAGGAGAUUCUGGAUAAGAUAUUGUCUGCAAAGAUGGCUACUCCUCUCAAACCAAAAAUUAUCGAGAACGGAUCUUGUAAGGAGAACAAGAUCUUUGGAGAUGACAUUGAUCUUACCAAAUUACCCGCUCCUUUGAUCCAUCAAGCCGAUGAACUUUGGAAAAAGGAAGGACGUGACGUUCCCUGGGCUCUCUGUUUCGGUGUGCCUCCUGCUGCUAUCAUGGCAUCUAGCAUGCCUCUGCCAGCUGGUGUCACCGAAGCAGAGUAUAUCGGUUCUAUGACUGGCACCGCUCUCGACCUCGUCAAAUGCGAGGCCAACGACAUGUUGGUACCUGCGAAUUCCGAGAUCGUAUUCGAGGGAACGCUCUCUAUUACAGAGACUGCUCCCGAAGGUCCCUUUGGCGAGAUGCAUGGUUAUGUCUUCCCUGGCGACACUCACCAAUGGCCCAAGUAUACUGUGAAUGCCAUCACUCACCGCGACGACGCAAUUCUUCCAAUGUCAGCUUGCGGAAGACUUACUGACGAGACUCACACCAUGAUCGGCCCCCUCGCCGCAGCGUCAAUUCGCCAGCUCUGUCAAGAAGCCAGCUUGCCCGUCACCGAAGCAAUGUCCAACUUUGAAUCCCAAGUCACCUGGGUAGCCCUCAAGAUCGACACAGCAAAACUCCGCGAGAUGAAGACCACGUCCAAGGAGUUUGCCAAACGAGUUGGCGACUUAAUUUUCAACGACAAAGUCGGCUACACGAUCCACCGCAUCGUGCUGGUGGGCGACGAUAUCGAUGUCUACAACUUCAAAGAUGUCAUGUGGGCAUUCUGCACACGCUGUCGUCCUGGCGAUGACGAGGUCUUCUUCGACGACGUCAAGGCUUUCCCAUUGAUCCCUUACAACUCGCAUGGCGCUUUCAAUCCCGGAAAGGGUGGCAAAUUUGUUAGCGAUGUUCUUCUGCCUGUCGAGUAUACUACUGGUGCCGACUGGCAAGCCGCUGACUUUUAA
Messenger RNA from Aureobasidium melanogenum CBS 110374, 1128 nucleotides. RefSeq names its product UbiD-domain-containing protein. The transcript has 4 exons. The record is from RefSeq and is a predicted model, not a curated record. Gene Ontology annotation, molecular function: carboxy-lyase activity. Bases 1 to 1128 code for a protein of 375 amino acids. NCBI's taxonomy places the organism in Eukaryota, Fungi, Ascomycota, Dothideomycetes, Dothideales, Saccotheciaceae. Gene Ontology annotation, cellular component: cytoplasm. Gene Ontology annotation, biological process: cinnamic acid catabolic process; ferulate metabolic process.